AUGUCCCAAGGGUAUCCCACCAUUCCCACCAACCAAAUUCGGAAAUCCUAUAUCCUUGCUUGCAAAUAUUCCCAAACGCUAAAUGUCGACAUCAUGUUGAAAAAUACAGGCAAGAUGCCAGUAUUUUUCGGCAUCGCCUUUCUAAUCAGCAUAACUACUCACUUUGGGUGUUUAUGGUCGAUAGGGAGGUGGCGAGACACUGCUGGAACUGCGUCGGCGGCUACGGCUGCUGCUACUACGUCGACGCUCACCAGGCUGCACGGAAUCGUCAGGUACCGCGAAUCGGACUCGCGAUUCGUUGGGUCGUAUUUCCGUGCUCGUUCGAGACAUGUUGGGGGUUUGAUAGGGACUUCGGGAGGUCGGGCGUGAGUUUGGUUCGGGUCGUCGUGAUUGUUCCCAAUGUGCCGGCCAUCCAGUUGGUGGAAACCCUGGUUCUUGAGAUGAGGAGGAGGAUUGGUCAUCGGUCCAACCGUAUUUUAUAUCGGGUGGGUAGGAAUGGGUCUGGGCCUGCACUUGCACUUGCGGGUGUGGCACUGGCACUGGGUGGACGAAAGUCUGAGGAAUCGGUUGGGUGGGUGGUCGAGGAACGUGCUGAGGUAUGUGUUGCACGUACGGCUGUUGUACAGGCCGUUGAGAACUCUGGAUAUGUGGACGUGGAGAAGCUGAAUGAGCUUUGUAUGGUGGAACAGGAGAUGUGGAAGCAGGCCUUGUAG
This is a messenger RNA of Hymenoscyphus albidus, 713 nucleotides long. The record is from the annotation of a GenBank genome assembly. Lineage: Eukaryota; Fungi; Ascomycota; Leotiomycetes; Helotiales; Helotiaceae.